Messenger RNA from Suillus paluster, 783 nucleotides. RefSeq lists its product as uncharacterized. Gene Ontology annotation, molecular function: RNA binding. NCBI's taxonomy places the organism in Eukaryota, Fungi, Basidiomycota, Agaricomycetes, Boletales, Suillaceae. The record is from RefSeq and is a predicted model, not a curated record. Gene Ontology annotation, biological process: positive regulation of mRNA splicing, via spliceosome. The transcript is spliced from 6 exons. Gene Ontology annotation, cellular component: spliceosomal complex. The coding region runs from base 152 to 691 and encodes 179 amino acids.
CGACGCAGUAUAAUCGCCCAUUCCUCCUCCACCAUUCUACCCGCCGCCAUGAAUCGAUAUUGAUCUUCUUUUCACCCUUUCCGCCCAUUCAGCCUGGCAAUCACAAGAUAUUGCACCUUCAGGGAUUAGCAUUCCCACGCGCGAGUCCAAUAUGAAUGCCGGACCUGCUGGUAGGGAUGAGCAGAGUUGGAAUGGGAGUGCUCGCUCGCCCGGUAGGGACCGUGGGGGUGAUCCUCCCAGGCGCUCUAGCCGCAGCAGGAGUCCGGUACGGGACGAUAGAGGUCGGGGUGGCGGUGGUGGCGGUGGUCACAACCCUGGAAACAAUCUUCACGUUUCAAACUUGAGCCACCGUGUUGAUACCCGUGACCUUGAGCAUGCGUUUACUAAAAUUGGCCGUGUCAAGAAGGCCUCGGUCAUGUACGACCCGCAUACCCGCGAGUCUCGUGGGUUCGGAUUUGUCACCAUGGAGACUUCUGAGGAGGCGGAUGCUGCCAUCACCGCGCUCAAUGCGACUGAACUCAUGGGGAAGACUGUCACCGUAGAAAAGGCUCGUCGCGGACGUGCGCGUACCCCGACGCCUGGGAGGUUUCACGGUCCUCCAAAGCGCAAUGACAAUGAGCGCCCGUACGACCCGCGUCCUUACGAUAGCCGUUACUCCCGUGAUUACGAUGGAUCGUGGUGGCCACCGUGACAAUGACCGCGGAUACGGCGGAGGUGGAGGCGGAGGCGGCGGUCGUGACUAUGAUCGUGGUGGCCGCAAUUACGAUAGGAGACACUAAAUGU